This is a messenger RNA of Rhodotorula graminis WP1, 1741 nucleotides long. RefSeq lists its product as uncharacterized. The record is from RefSeq and is a predicted model, not a curated record. Gene Ontology annotation, molecular function: tRNA (uridine) methyltransferase activity. NCBI's taxonomy places the organism in Eukaryota, Fungi, Basidiomycota, Microbotryomycetes, Sporidiobolales, Sporidiobolaceae. Gene Ontology annotation, biological process: tRNA methylation. The transcript has 3 exons. Bases 35 to 1741 code for a protein of 568 amino acids.
CCUCGCCAGACUGCGCUCCAGAGCACCCGAGGCCAUGCCCACCACAGGCCCGCAACCAGUGGCCCUCGCGGCAGACGCGCCCAACCCUCUCCCUCGCCUGCGCUCCUCGUCCUCCUCGUCGCCGCUCGACUGGAUCCCCGUCGUCAAGCUCGACCUCGAUUGCUCGGCCAAGCACUUCCACCUCGCACUCGCCGACCUCGCCCUCCAGCCAGAACACAGCAGCUCGACCAUCCUCCGCGCCGACAUCCUCGCCGACCACCUCGACCCUCCUCCUCAAACUCCCGCCCUCGUCUCGCUCGACGGCUACACCUGCGUGCGCCGACUCAGGCGUCGCAUCCUCCCCAACAGGCCCCAGUUCGACUGGGCCAUGGAGCAAGAGUGCCUCUUCUACUCGCGCAACCGCGACCCGGCCGACAACGACGACGACGACGCCGCCGACGACGACGACGCCGCCGACGACGACGACGCCGCCGACGACGACGAAGCGCUCGUCCUCCUCCUGCCCGACUUUGAUCAGCUGCGACAACAAGACGACAAAGGACGCCUUCCGUACUACCACCCGCAGGUCCGCGCCCUCGCGUUCCGCUACUUGCCCUCGUCGACCUCCCCCUCGUCCGCCUCUCUCCGCAUCGACCUCGUCCCUCUGCCCGCACAACCGCCCCUCGUCGCGCCUCUACCUCCAUCCGACCGCCUGUACCGCACCGCACUCGCACUCGUCAAGUUCACGGCCAAGCUCUGCCUCGGCCACGCCGACGGGUGGCAGAAGCGCGUCCACCACGACCUCCUCGUCGGCAAGGAGGACGUCCAGGACCUGUAUCAGCAGCUCAAGGACAAGUACAAGUGGAUGCUCUCGGCCUGGCGCGAGUCGACCGACGCGACCAAGCACGUCUUUGAAGACGUCGCCAUCGCCGCGUGGCUCAUCGUCCUGUGGCGCCGCAUGUACCCCGAGUCGGGCGGCAGACCUCGAGGCGGGUUCGUCGACGUCGGGUGCGGCAACGGCCUCCUCGUCUUUAUCCUCAACGCCGAGGGCUACUCGGGCUACGGCUUCGACCUGCGAGCGCGCAAGUCGUGGUCGGCCUACUCGCCCGCGCCCGACCUGCGCGUCUCGUCCAUCCUCCCGCCCUCACUCGUCGCGGCGUACCUCUCGACCUCGACGCCGGCGUUCCCGCCGGACGCGUUCCUGAUCGGCAACCACGCCGACGAGCUCACGCCGUGGCUGCCGCUCCUCGCCGCGUGCACGCCCCGGUCGGCCUUCCUCAACAUCCCGUGCUGCCUCCACGAGCUGCACGGCCGCUUCGACCGUCAGGCGUACUCGAUCCCGGCGGCAUACCUCUCGGCGCUCCCCUCGCCACCUCCUGCCCCCUCCUCCUCGACCGACUCGCCCUCUCUCUCUCCCGCCCCGCCCCACCCUCUCCUCCACCCCUUCUACGCCCCGACGCCCCUCGCCCAGUCGUCGACGUCGACCGGGCCCUCGAUCAUCGGCGGGCGCUACGCCGCGUACCAGCUGUACCUCGCGCACCUGACGCUCCGCUGCGGGUUCGUCCCCGAGCGCGAGGCGCUCCGCAUCCCGAGCACCAAGAACUUUGGCAUGGUCGGCAGGACGAGGCUGUACGGCGAGGGCGACGAGGCGGGCCAGGCGAGGGUCAGGGACGAGCUCGAGGGCGUCCUGCGCGAGGUUGAGCGGCGAGGCGAGUGGGUCGCACGGCGGCCCGAGGGCAAGGCGGGCGAGAAGGACCAUUAG